This is a messenger RNA of Pistacia vera, 600 nucleotides long. RefSeq names its product NAC domain-containing protein JA2L-like. The transcript has a single exon. Bases 1 to 600 code for a protein of 199 amino acids. Gene Ontology annotation, molecular function: DNA binding. The record is from RefSeq and is a predicted model, not a curated record. NCBI's taxonomy places the organism in Eukaryota, Viridiplantae, Streptophyta, Magnoliopsida, Sapindales, Anacardiaceae. Gene Ontology annotation, biological process: regulation of DNA-templated transcription; system development.
AUGGAUUGCUUGCCAUUGUGUUUUAGGUUCGAUCCCACCGACGAGGAGAUAAUCUUUUAUCUCUACCACAAAGUCUAUGGUCUUCAGCUUCCUUCCAACGCUGUGAUUGACUGUGAUGUUUACCAUGAAUCUCAUGUUUGGAAGAAGCUUUUGGAAGAGAGAAGAGAGGACAGGCUUUAUGUUUUUACCAAGCUUGAUAAGAAGAUUGGACGUUCGAAAGUUGGGAGAGUUACGGAAUCCGGAACAUGGAGAUCGCAACAUGAUAAGGACGUGUAUAUGAGUGUUGAUGGCGGUGAGAAGAAACAGCACGUAGGCUACAAGAAGAGCUUCACGUUUGUGCCGAAAGAGAAAAAUGAAGAAAAGCGUAAAUGGGUGAUGCACGAGUAUCGUCUCCAUGAAAGUUUAGUUCCUGCUAAUAUUAAUCCUUUCGAUCUCUACGUGCUCUGCCGAAUCAAGAAGACGGGAACAAAGGAAGAGCCGAAGAAGAAUACCAAUGGCAGAAAGUUCUUGGCUAAUAAUAAUACUUCUGCGGUGCCAUCUGAUCAAUCAAACUCAACUUUUGCUAAAGAACUGGAGGCGGUACUCAUGGCAGAUGACUAG